AUGGUGCCUUGCUCUGACGAGGUCCGUCACACUACUGACGAAAUCUUAGCAAAGAUUCGUCGGUGUCGCAGGGCGGUGUGCCCAGGACCUAUUCACACAAAUCCACAGUUACAGCUUCAAGACAGCCUUCGGGAGAACGUUCAGGACCACCAGAAACAGCUAAACUCAAUUCAAGAGGAGGCCGCCAGAGCCAGAAGAACUUUAGAAGCUGAGCUAAAUGAAUUGCAAAAGGACUACAAUGAAACUUUGAUAAGGAUUGAACGUGUGACCGAAAGGAAGAACGAUCUCAAGGGGACCGUCCAUGAAUUACAGACCAAACUCAACAGUGCCGAACGGCAAAAUGAAUCGCUUGGUGAGCGCUGGAAGGAACGUUGCUCCCUCCUUGACCGUCUCGAGACUCAGUUGGCGCAGAUGCGCGAGGAAUGGCAUGCAGAGCAAACAAAAAUUAUGAAGCAGCGUGAUGCAGCUCAGUUGCGCAUCAAGGAUCUGCUAAUGCAGAUGGAGCGCAUGGAAGUUGCAUUUCGUGAGCAGAUGUGCAAAGCUGAGGCCAGCAAGAACACUAUACUCUCUGCAGCUGAUGCCAAAAUUCGGGCAGUAGAGGAGGAUUGUGCCGUCAAAGUUGCUAAGGUGCCAGUAAUAAUUGUGAUUUUUCCAUUUUAUACUCUUUCUUUGUAA
This is a messenger RNA of Protopolystoma xenopodis, 675 nucleotides long. Lineage: Eukaryota; Metazoa; Platyhelminthes; Monogenea; Polystomatidea; Polystomatidae. The record is from the annotation of a GenBank genome assembly.